UCCGUGUACGUGGCCUACAAAAGCUCAGGUCGCCUUGCGCCGUGGAGGUAGUCACACCUGGCCUGGGGGAGGGCGGUAGACAGCAGUGUCUCUCUCACCAGUAGUCCUAGUUAUACACGUGUCACAAAACACCAAUAAGCUCCUAGUAGAUGUACUACUUUAAAUUUAUAUUGACGGCAAUGUUUUUGUCGUGGUCUUCAUUACAAAUAUUUGAACCCACUCGAGAAUUGAUUAACAUUUCAUAACAACUUGGAGCAAGUGAGGGAGGCAGUAGCAAGACUAACACCACGUGAAGAAAGAACAACAUCCACGACAUCUGUGACAUGAAGACCCGGCCAUCCUCCGAGUCCUCCAUGGACUCUGCCAGUAGUGGUGACAGUAGUGGUGACAGUACAUAUGCUGUGCGGGUUGAGGAGCAGCUGCUCGUGAAGGGAGGAGGCUUCCCACUACCCCGACAGACACAGGCCCUGGGAAGGAGGCGGAGACUAUUCGUUGUCGCCGUCAUCUCUCUUGUCCUUAGUGUCAUCAGUCUCCUCGCUGUCCUUCUCAUCACUGCUUUCGUCUUCUUCAAUAACAGCGACAUCAUACUCGGAGGCCAACAGACACAAGUUGCGGCGGGUGAAGAGGUUUGUCUGCCUUGCGUACAGCUGAACUCUGACCCCGUCAGCGGCAAGGGUUCAUCUCUGCUUGACCUUCUUGAUGUCAGGAAAGACGACGAAAGCAAGCCAACCAUCUGCUGCGCGCGCACUAACGUCCAAUUCGCCGCACUUUUUAAACUGAUCAUUCAACGACAACAAAUGAUACAGAAGCUUACAGAUAUCCUGGAACCUGCUGGAGGUCAUAAAAUUGCAAAGACAGGCUCAAGCAGUGCAGUCUCAGCUCAUCUGCUCAUUCAAGCUGGUACAGGGCAGGGAGGAUUGCAGCAAUGGAAGGGACCGGAUGCUUCUGGACUGUCGCACGUGAGAACCGGCCUGACCUUUCACGACAACACUAUCUACGUCGUCACGUCCGGCAUGUACUACGUCUACUGUCAGAUGCUUUACAACAACCGCGGCGACGACAACAACGAAGAUGUUCCUCAGGUGGUCAGCAGCUACGUGUACCGCGAGAGCCUGAUAGACCCCGUCAUGUCAGGUAUCAUGCUCAAAACUCGCCACACCCGGUACAGCCAGCAGACCGACCGGCACACCAGCUACGUGGGGGGACUUGUUGCUCUCCACAAGGGAGACAAACUCUACGUCAAGGUCUCUGAACCCUCUGCUGUGUCCAACGACGAGAAAGGCAGCUUCUUUGGCUUGUUUAGGGUGGGCGAGUAGAGUUGCUGCAGGGUGUCUGGCAUGGUUACAAUAGGGCAGGAGAGGAAGUUUUGAAUGACUGGCACGAGUGGGUAGAAAGACAUCAUCGUCAUCAUCAUCAUCAUCAUCUUGAGAUUUAAAAUGGUGUACUGUGAAGAUCUGAUUUAUAUUAGAAGUAGGUGUACUCAUAUGAAUGUGUUCCUUGAAUCAUCGCAACACACGUUUGACACACUCACUGUGCUGUGCUACUAGAUGAUGACGGGAAUGAUGACCUUUGGCCCCUUGCAGAGAUGUAUUCUAACGGCAAGGUUUCACUGUUCCUCUUCGUCUCAGGUUUACACGGGUGGUUACACUGUGAUGACGCGCAAAGUACUCGAGUUAAUAUUGACUUGGAAAUGAUGUGUGAUUGAUUGACGUGUGUGAUGUGUGAUCUCAAGUGAAAAUUGACUAGUAUGUGACGUGUGUAUGUAUGGUAAGUGACGUGACGUGUAUCCAGAGUGACGUGCGUGACAUGUACCCAGUAUAACAUGUGUUGUGCACGCCCUCUGUACAGUUACCGAUGAUAUUCCGCUCAAAAGGUACAAGCUACACCUGACUGAUAGUCUGGUCUAUGCCUCCCCUGAUAGUGAUAAUCUGGUACAAGCACAACAUUGUGUGUGUGUGUGUGUAGUGUGUGUGUGUGUAUAGUGUGUGUGUAGUGUGUGUAUGUUUGUGUGUGUGUGUUGAAACUACAUACUCUUAUGUUGAAGUAAAUAAAGAUGUGUGGCCAGUG
Pomacea canaliculata is the source of this 2067-nucleotide messenger RNA. RefSeq lists its product as uncharacterized. Gene Ontology annotation, molecular function: tumor necrosis factor receptor binding. The transcript is spliced from 4 exons. NCBI's taxonomy places the organism in Eukaryota, Metazoa, Mollusca, Gastropoda, Architaenioglossa, Ampullariidae. The coding region runs from base 324 to 1316 and encodes 330 amino acids. The record is from RefSeq and is a predicted model, not a curated record. Gene Ontology annotation, biological process: immune response. Gene Ontology annotation, cellular component: membrane.